UCACAGAAUACACACACAAAAUUCACAGUAAUAAUUCUCCUAAUACAUAUUGUAUGUCCAUUUUUCACUAUUUCCAUUAUCCUUGUCCAUUCUCUAGAUCUUUUAGAUUCGAUUCAGAGCCAUUCGUGUUGUUGCACUUGCAAGAACACUGCUAGUGAACUUCUCCCUAACAGUUUUUAUCUUUGGAUUGCUGUGGCCUUCUCUCAGUGAUCUCUUUAGCUUUAACUUCUCACUCUGAAAAUCAGCUAUCCUGUACUUUGUGUUGUAUGCCAUAGCCUCAUCCCAGAUAGAGAGUGGUGAGGUGUAGGGGGUCAUGAUGUGUCUUGAUAGAAAAAGUGCUGCAGCUGCUUUCUUUGAUGGCAAUAGAGAGGAGCAGGAGUGGUCAAGCAAUGAGAGCUCCAGGAUGUACUUUGCCAGGUUGUGGAUUCUCGUGGUUGUUCCCAUAAUUGUCGAGUAUCGCCGGAGAAAGGUGAUACCGUGUGGCCGGUUGAAUUGGUAGUCGAGUUUUUUGAGGAUGUCGAUUUCUUUUGUAAGCACUUCGGCCUUUGUGUACGUGCUGUCUGUGAGAUAGACCAGUUCAGUUAAGGUUGGUGGGUAGAUCUCCUCGUACUUGGCUGCAAUGAACAGAGCUGCCACUCCGAGCAGCUGUAGUUUGCUCUUAGGUAGGCUGGGCUCCAGCUGCAUAAUUAUAAUUAUGGUAAAAAAACUUUAAAAAAAAGUUGAAGGAUAAUAUUCAUGGUAGAUAAAAGUCUUAUGAGAUAUUAAACUAGUCUAUACCAUUAUUUUUGUAAUUGUACUCACUUGAACAAUUCUGUCCAGAAUAUCCACACACAGGUACAUGGUGUCGCUGAGAAGUUUAAACCUCUGCUGCACUUGAAUGAGCCAGUCAAUCAGCACAGAGCGAUGCGGAGCUUUUACCUUGUACGUGCUCGAAUUCAGAAACUCUCCCUCUAUGAGAUACACAUCCUUCCUCUCAACUCCAAGCAGGUGAAGACGCCCACUGGUAACUAUGGCUGCAAGAAAAGAUCUGCAGAGAGAGAAGGCAUGCUACAGAAGAAGAUGUUAUCUAAAGUAGGUUCUGCAGUGUUCUGCCUUGCAACUGUGCUGUCCCUGCAAGUACUGUGGUGUUCUACAGCUUCUGCACAAAUUACUGAUCCUGCCAUGCCUACCACCAUGCCUACUAUCAGCACCACUACCAUGCCUACUAUCAGCACCACUACCAUGCCUACUACCAGCACCACCAUGCCUAGUACCAGCACCACUACCAUGCCUACCACCAUGUCUACUGAUCCUACUGUGCUGCCUCCUGAGGCCAUAAUAGGCAUUGCAGUAGGUGGGGCAGCUUUCCUAGUUCUUCUAUUGUGUUGCUGUGUGUGUCUCUGCUGCUGCUGUGUCAGGAGGAGGAGGAGAAAGUCAUACAACCCUGGUCCUACUCAGCUCUCUACCACGCUCACCUACAAUGCCACUCCCAGUGAUAUGAAUGGCUUUCAUGACAACAAAGCCAAUGAGAAUGAGUUUGAAAUGCAAAUGAACAUUGCUGACCAAUCUGUAGUGGUUUCAGGGACAUCGUACGGUGAAUCUGUAGAGACUAGAAUACUCUCAACUCGACAAGUGAAUCCCUCCAAACCACAAGCCAUGCUGCCACCAGACAAGGGAUAUGUAAAGAUGAUCUCAGCUGCUGCUACUGCCUCCUCCACUGAAGAGGUGGAUGGUAUAUACCUCAAUGCAGACACAGCCAUCUCUGCUGAUAUUACACCUCUGAGUGGUAGUAGACCACCAGUCUCGUUGCUCAAGUCCAGUUCCUCUCGGGAGAGACUAGAAGAACCAGUUGAGCAUGUGGAGGAGGGACAAGAGGACUUGUACGUGGAGACAAACGUGUUCGUUGAGGACCGAGAACAACAACACUCUGAUAGCUAUUACAACAAGGACACCAUAGAGACAAUCAGACAGAACAGAUCUUUGAUCGACGUGCUUGACCCAUCCCAAACCCACACUGUGUACGCCAACAUCGACCCACCGCCCACUCCCGAACACACCCUAAAACCCAUAGAGGACUACGAGAGCGUUGACGAGUUCCUAGGCAACGGCAGUAGGGCUCCAAGCCCACCCCCCAAUACAGAGUAUUACAACUUUAAGCCACCAUCGAGCAGUGUACAGGACGAUGACUACAAUUACGUAGAAGUCACUAAACCAGUUUCUACUGAGACGGAAAAUCCAUACCUUCUUGAGGACAACCAGUACAUCUAUAUGGCCCACUCUGGCUCAAACGCAGCGGAUCAACAAACAGCCACUUCCACUACUGAAGAGGAUUCAAGCAGCUAUCAGAAUAUUCCCGACUUUGUGGGCACUGGUGGCGCCAGAGAGAGAAUGGACUCUAAAGGAUACACACACCUCGAAUACGAAGGAGGGGAGAGGCCAAUUGCGGGACAGUCGGCAAGCACGGAUAACAAACCUCAUACAAGCUCAAAAACGAAAGUUAUGGCUGAGUUGCAUUUUCCACCCAAAAGUGGAUCAACGACUUCUGAUACCAGCGUUAGUAACAAGAAACAGUACGUGAACUUAUUACUAGGGGACAGAGAUGAGGAGCUGUACGAGGAACUUACGUAGUUAGUGUGUUAUACUGAUUAUUCGUGUGCGCUACUUUCUCCUCUAGCUUAUAAUGUAUAGCCAAUCAUACUGAGCAAUUUCUUACCCCCCCACCCCCC
This is a messenger RNA of Halichondria panicea, 2705 nucleotides long. Its product is annotated as mucin-2-like. The record is from RefSeq and is a predicted model, not a curated record. NCBI's taxonomy places the organism in Eukaryota, Metazoa, Porifera, Demospongiae, Suberitida, Halichondriidae. The transcript has 9 exons. The coding region runs from base 904 to 2607 and encodes 567 amino acids.